This is a messenger RNA of Pelagomonas calceolata, 971 nucleotides long. NCBI's taxonomy places the organism in Eukaryota, Pelagophyceae, Pelagomonadales, Pelagomonadaceae. The record is from the annotation of a GenBank genome assembly.
GGAAGUGAUGUCGGCCGCCGGCCGGCUGCCCACGCGGAGCAUUCCACUAAAAAAACCGCAGCCAUAAGCGAAGCAUUGCCAAAAUAAUGCCCAAACAAGGGGACCAGCCCGCGCCCAAGGGGCCGCCACCCAGGCUGAUCGAUCUGUGGCGAAGUGACCCGUCGGAGACGAUAGCUGCCUUCCUGCCGUUGAAAGCGAUAGCCACGAUGGCGGUCUCACGUCGCUUUCGCGACAGGCACCCGACAAUAUUGUUCUCUGUGGCGCGCCGCCACGGCGCUCUGGCCGCUGGCACCGGCGCGCUCCUCGACGCGGUUGUAGCGACAGGGCGCGACUGGAGUCGUUUCUCCAGUGAUUCUGCCAACGAUGCUUGGGAUACUCUAUCACCCGCGCUUUCUGAGGGUAGGUUCACCUGCACGACGAAUACGUCUGGCGGAAAUCGUCACAUACAGAUCGGCACGACGGUUGCCACGGGUCACGGAGGCGGACUUGUGCGGAUGUUUGAUUCCGCUGACCGGUUGUGUCUACGCCGGGUCAAAUAUCGGUUCAGCUUCUCCGACCCGGGUGCGGGCUCACACGGCUUUGCAUAUUUCUGCUUGAAUGACGACGGGGGCCUGUUUGUCUCUCGGACUUCAACAGGUGGUUACGAGCUCAAAUCGUUCGUUCAGACGGAGGAAGAGCAGUUCCCUCCCGUUGAGCCGGACACUUGGUAUGAUGUAGAUCUGACGUACGAUUGGACAACCGCAUUAGGGAACAACACCCUCUGGGUGGACGUGGUGGUCAAGGGCGAAGAUGAGAUCAAAUAUCGAACGCGUUGUAGUUGCGAGCCCCUCACCGCCAUCACGCUCUACAAUUUCGGCCCUGGCGUCGCCCGCUAUACAGCGAUAGAAGUGAAUUACUCCAAGCAGACCUCGCGCGACAGAAGUUUCGCGAGCUGGACUAUGGAGUAGUUGUGUAAAAUUCCAUUACAACGC